AUGCAACACUAUGCUGGCCGAUCUCACGACGAGAGCAAGGAAAGGGAGCAAAAGCGUCAGAGAGAACAUGGCCGAAGGCGGAGAACCCGGGAGAAGAAACAGGACAAAAAUGUGUCAGAGGGCACAUUGAUUACAGAAACAAGGCUGCUGGAGAAGAAGAUCGUAGAGCCUGCUAUGAAUGCGGACGAUAGUUACGUUCAAAGAUGGCUUGCAGGAACGAGGGAAGAGAAUGCUACACAAAAUGUGGUAGAAACGAAGGACGAGUCGAAUUAUAUCAUAGAUUCAAAAUUCAACACUUCGAGUAACCUGCGCAAUCAACCCCCUCUCGAAAGCAUGGUUCAACCAGGACAACGGGGUCAUAAAUUUGGUCAAUCGAAGAAGAGGCAUCGAUCCUUAUCUGAUAGUUCUAUCUUGCCGUCACCUCCCGAGCCAGUCUCGAAUGAGCCAUCGAGAGAUGAUGCCAACUCGUCGGCAGAGGCGCGCCGAGUAAUUAAGAGACACCGGUCCAAGUCCCGGAUAUCUAGCAUAAGAACUCUUGAUCACCAGCAAACUGGAAAAGCAAUGUUCGAGAAAAGAGCGCGCCACAAGACUCGCGAGGACCGAUAUGAACCGAAAGCCAAAAAGUCAAAACAGGACAAGGGACAGGAGAAAGACACGAAAAGAACAACGUCAAGACGCCUUAAGAAGCGUGACAAGAAUAAGCCAAAGAAAGAUGGAGCUGAGCUAAUGCGCAACUUUUCUUCGAAAAGUAUAGGCCAAGAUCGACUUACAUUCCGCCCAUCGUACGGACUUGGUUUAUUCAACAAUGGUCGUUCAUCUGAUCCUACGACUAGUGGCGUCCCUGACCUUGCGUUUUCUGAGAUGGAUUCCCUUCAGCAGAAUGAGAAACGUCGACAUACAACCGAAAAGGAACUUGCAAUUGCUAAGUCCCGCCAGAAAGAGAAGAGGAAGACAUCAAAACCAGUAGAAGACAUCUCGGCAUUCUUCAACCAAUUUCGAAAGCCACUCCAUGAGAUCAACGUGGAAAACGGCCAAAAGCGUUCGAGGCAUAUGUCAAAGACGGAGAAUGCUUGCGAAAACCCCACAGAUGAUAGAAUACAUGGAUAUGCAUCUUCAGAAAGAGUUUCGCUACCCAGGAGAAAAGCAUCUGUGUCCAUCAAUGCGUUGCCCCGGCGCUCUUUGAGCUACGUAAGUUGGUCAGAAACGAGAUACUCACCAAGUCGGUCUGAACGAAACUUCGGGACUAGUAGCAUAUAUAGACCCCCAGCUAGUCCCACCCCUGAGUCCGUCUGGAGAACCCUAGAAGCGACAGGAGUCUUUCUCGAUACAGGUAUUCAAAGUGGCCAUCAAUAUUCUCAUUCAUCCGAAGAGCGCUUGCCGCAAAAUGAGAAUUCCGAAGUGUUGAGGCAUGUCCGCCAACCUUCUGCUGAGAUCGAAGCCAACUCGGAUAAAGACAGUUCUUCAGUCUCAGAAUCAUCAAACGACUCUUCUUACGAGAAACCCAGAAAGAAACACAGAAGAGAACGAUCGGUCCAUACCCGCGCGACUGCUAUACUACGCCAGGAUAGUGGCGCUAGCCAGAAAGAAGAUAAUUAUCGUCAUCGAACUUAUGAUAACCAAGAUUUACGAAGAUUUAAAGCGUCGCCGCCAAACCGCCACGAGACUGCCCAUCAUGAGAAGAAGAAGCGAGAUAUCAGCGACAAUCGUGUUGAAAACGCUCCCAAGCUUAAAAGAACGGGAAAUGGUAUCACAGUAGAACAUUUCGAUAGAGAGUUAGGUUGGCAUCAAGAACCAGACCACACCUCUUCUCAAAGUACACCCCCGAUACAUCGCUCUGACGCUCUUGUGCCAGAAGUAACUGUGCCAGAGAUCACGAAAGAAAAUCCCAUUAGCCGUGAAGAACUUGCAAAGCGCGCAAAAAUCAGGCGUCCUGCAACGACCCUGCCGGUUUUGAAGUCUCAGAAAGACAGUAAUCAGCUUGUUGAACAGAGGCGGCCAACAACCGUGGACCAGACACAAACGUCUCGACCACACACAUCUAGUCCACAUCGUUCGCGACAGCGGGAGCCAAUACCACCGCAGGGCACAACGAGCCCAUCGAAUGACAACAAUCCUAAGAAGAUCUUUUCGGCCAAGAAAUCAGAUGCAACCCAUAGAACAACCCUUAGUGAAAGGGUAGCUAGGAUCGAGAAAAACCUUGCUAAGCAGAGCACACCCAUACAUGUCACUAAUACCCAAGAGAAACCAAAUCCUAGCCCUGUAGCUUCUCAAUCAGAAGUACAGCCAGAAGAAAUAACCACAAGGCUGGGAUUACCGCUUCGAGGAGGAUUUCAGCACGAGAUCGUCCCAAAGGCUAGGUCGAACAUGGUUACCGAUUCCGACUCUCUUUUCUUGAGGCAAGCCCAACAAGGAGAUCAUGACUUCGUUGAACAUAGAUUUGAAAAUCUGAUAGACGACAAUGACGCUAUGAUUUAUGGAAGUCCACCUGUUAUGAUCGACCGUCCAUAUCUUGGUGAUAAUCAUUUCGACGAACUGGAAUUGCUGGAUGAUAAAGAUGUGCAAGGAACACCUGCUGGCGAGGGCGUGUAUGAUUAUGAAUAUGAGGAUACGAUGAUGGAGCAUGACAAUCUACCACUCGUGUCCCACACGGAGAAUUGGCAGCAUGCAUAUCAAUACGACGGCGAAUAUCCGCAUGAUCCUUAUAUGAUUGGGGAGAAACAGCUCAGUGAGAAUUGGUAUGAAUACGACCCGCCACACAAUAACCAACAAUAUUUUGAGCCGAGAGUGGAUGGCAUGGAGGAGGUAGAUAAUGACGCAUUUCAGCACCUUGAUUUCGAAGGAGACAUGUAUCCUAUGGAACGUCAGCCAUAUCCUGAUGUAAAUGAAAAUUAUUGGUAG
This is a messenger RNA of Glarea lozoyensis ATCC 20868, 2898 nucleotides long. RefSeq lists its product as uncharacterized. Bases 1 to 2898 code for a protein of 965 amino acids. NCBI's taxonomy places the organism in Eukaryota, Fungi, Ascomycota, Leotiomycetes, Helotiales, Helotiaceae. The transcript is spliced from 4 exons. The record is from RefSeq and is a predicted model, not a curated record.